Messenger RNA from Perca fluviatilis (European perch), 440 nucleotides. It is a transcript of the gene atp5f1e, whose product is annotated as ATP synthase F1 subunit epsilon. Gene Ontology annotation, biological process: proton motive force-driven mitochondrial ATP synthesis. The transcript is spliced from 3 exons. The coding region runs from base 108 to 266 and encodes 52 amino acids. The record is from RefSeq and is a predicted model, not a curated record. NCBI's taxonomy places the organism in Eukaryota, Metazoa, Chordata, Actinopteri, Perciformes, Percidae. Gene Ontology annotation, cellular component: mitochondrial inner membrane. Gene Ontology annotation, molecular function: proton-transporting ATP synthase activity, rotational mechanism.
GUCAAUCAUGAUAAAGCACCGUUCUGGGUGGGAAAAAGACCAUCGUAUCUCAAAUUACGUCAUCACGCACAUAUCCGACCUGUCCUUGAAGCCACAACACAGGCAAGAUGGUCGCAUACUGGAGACAGGCAGGCCUCAGCUACAUCCGCUUCUCCGCUAUCUGUGCUAGCGCGGUGCGGGCUGCGAUGAAGCCGCAGUUCAAAGCCGAAGCAUUAAAGGCCGCAGAAGCCAACGUCAAAGUCCUGAAACCCAAAACAGCUGCAUGAUUUGAGAACGAGAUGUAGAUAGUUUGUCCUGGAGGUGUAAGGUCCUGUCACUGUCCUGUCCUGCACACCGUAGAGAAGAGAAAAGGGACAACAUCAAGAUGACCUGAAUGAAAUUGCAGUUAUUUUCCCUUUCAUUUGUUAUUAAAAUUGUAUUAAAGAUGGAUAUCGGAAAUA